This is a messenger RNA of Melanaphis sacchari, 1429 nucleotides long. Its product is annotated as ubiquitin domain-containing protein UBFD1-like. The record is from RefSeq and is a predicted model, not a curated record. Gene Ontology annotation, molecular function: RNA binding; cadherin binding. NCBI's taxonomy places the organism in Eukaryota, Metazoa, Arthropoda, Insecta, Hemiptera, Aphididae. The transcript is spliced from 5 exons. The coding region runs from base 473 to 1327 and encodes 284 amino acids.
ACAAUUUCAGAUAUUUUAAGUUUUAAUCGUAGUCAAUACCUAAAAUAAGGUAAUUUCCGAGGAUUUUUCUUGAGUUCUUGUGAAGCUACUGCACUGUAUGCGACAUUGAUAAGCUGUUACUACCUAGCCGGAAAGAUAACACAGAAUCAAAAAAUUUUAUAUCAUUAUUCGUCUGUAUUCAUGAAUAUUGUUUAACAAAAUAUGAUGAUCAUCGUGACAAAGUAAGAAAGUACCUGGUGGCUAGCCAAGUAGAUAUUCAUGGUGUUUUGUAUCCAUUGAAAUUUGAUUGUGUUGCAGCAGCUCAUCUAUAAAACGUAAAUUAUUUUUACUCGGCAAAAGGCUUUCAAAAGACAGCUUAUUAUUAACUUAUCAACAGUAGUAAUUCAAUGUAUGUGGGAAUUGAAUUUUUGGAUUGAAAUUUAAAACAAAUUAUAUUUUUAUUAUUGUACGGUAUUUGUUGUCGGGCAGAUAAAUGGAGUCAACCGAAAUAAAUGGUAACUGUGAGGCCAAUACUGAAACAAAACUAACAGAAUGUGUUGUGAAGGAAGAAACUACUGAAUGUACAAUGAAGGAGUUAACGACUGAAAGUGCUGCGGAAGAACAAACGACAGAAUCUGUUGUGAAAGAGGAAGCCUGUGAUUUGAUCCUUAAUUCUCCGUCUGUUGAGUUUACUAUCAUACACAACAAAGACAAAUACAUAGUUUCCAUGCCAUUAUUGUCUACAAUUGAGCAACUUAAAAACAAAUUGGUUGAUAUAAUAGGUGUUCCAAGCAAGAUGCAAAAAAUCAUGAUCAAGGGUUUGGCCAAAGAUGAUCAAACUUUAGAGUCUUUGAAUGUCAAUUCCUCUUCCAAAAUAAUGGUAGUUGGCGCCAAGUUACAAGAUAUUGUAGCCAUAUCUUUAACAAAUACUGAAGAGGAAUCGAGUUCAUCUAAAUCAGGUUCAACAAGUAAAGAACCAUUAUGUAAGAAAAAAUUGCAUCAAAAAGUGUUGGAACGUGGUAUACCUGAUGAUGCUUUAGUUGGAAUUUUAAAUAUUAAGGAUCCGUUACCACCACAUCCUUUAAGUGGAAUGCUUAAUAAGCAUGGAGGAAAAGUAAGACUGACAUUUAAAUUGGAAGUGGAUCAACUUUGGAUAGGUACUAAAGAACGAACUCAAAAAGUAGCCAUGAAUACAAUUAGGCAUGUGGUUAGUGAACCAAUUGAAGGACAUGAAGAGUAUCAUAUAGUGGGUUUUCAGUUGGGAACAACAGAAGCAUCUCGUUAUUGGGUAUAUUGGGUACCAGCACAAUAUGUAGACUCCAUAAAAGAAGCUAUAUUUGGUGGUUAAUCAUGUUGUUAAAACUCUAGUCGUUUUUUUCAUACAACCUCAUUAUUAUAUACAUUCAUUUAAAACAAAUUAUAUAUAUGAAUGUUUAAUUUAAUUUUAACA